AGACGGGUCCCUCUACGCCUUUGGUAUAACAUCAACGAAGCCGUUGACAACCCAUGACCAAUUGCAACCAACGAAUCAAGAAAAACGCGCCUUAUCACGACAACAAGAUGGAGUUUUGCUCCUUUAGCUGUGUCCUGCUGUUGACAAAUCAACCACCUUCCCGAACAGGAAUGGGGUGGCGCUCCACCAGCAUGGGGGCCAAGAUACGGAUAACAACGGUCGUCUUCCAAGCGAACUUCCCCAGGAUAUGCAGAUAUCUACUAGACCCGAUAACUACUGCAACUGCACAGCGCAAAAGAGCACCUCUCGGAUCCUUCGGUACGAUGGUGAAGAGGGAUCGGGGACAAAGUCUGACAAGGAUCCAAUCCACCCACGCUGCUAACCGCCCCUCCAUCUUCUCCCAAAGCAGUCAAUCAGAACAGAACACACCAGGGUAGGUAUUCGCCUUCCUCGCGGGGGGGAGGCACGAUUUGUCAAAGAUUUACACAAAACGGGCGUUAGCUGUCGGGCAGGCGUCCAUCCCGCACCUGACCUCAACAGGGAAACUGUGUAUCGAUGGAGCAAUUGAUCCGAUUAUGCGUGGGUGGACUCUUCGUCCAUGUUCCGAGGCUUCACCUCUCCGAGCUCGGGAUGGUAAGCCGGCACGGCCAUGUUGAGAGCGCCCUUCCGUAUAAAAGACCCCGAGCCCCAGGCCUGCUGAGACUGUCUUCUGGGUAGAACGACCAGGUCCCACCAACCCCCUCUCCUCACAAUGGUCGGCUUUACAUCUUUCCUCCUCCUCGGAGGUGCUGCUGCUGCUUCAGUCAACCUCAACAGCCACCCUGUCAGGCUCGAGACUCGCCAUGCCGUGACCUCUCGCCUUGGCAACGUCCACCUGUUUGUCGAGAGAGACGUGGCCGGUCCUGUCACCGUUUCCUACGGUUCUUGCUCAUCUCUCUCUGCUAGAGAUGCGCAUCACACCGUGGGCGAGAUCCAGGGAAAGAGACAGGGGACACGCCUUGUGUGGAAGCUUCCCGAGAGGUCUGAGUCUGGGGGAUGCCUCUCCGCCUGGAACUCCGCCGGGCAGCUUCUGGGGAGGAGUGAGCCUCAGCUCCUGGAGAAUCGCCACGCAAAGAGAGCAGAGAAGCGAGCUGCCAUCGCCAUGACCAACGCCACGGGAAUUGAAACCCUUGGUCCCUGGUUCGAGGGUGUCAAGCUCCUCCAGGACCAACAACCGGGGCCCAUUGACGUCAAGGCCGCCAAGGAGAAGGAGGUCGCCAUUGUGGGUGCCGGCAUGUCUGGGCUGAUGAGCUAUCUCGUCCUCACUCAAGCGGGCCUCAAGAAUGUCAAGAUCAUUGAGGCCGGCAACCGUCUUGGUGGCAGAGUUCACACCGAGUACCUGCGCGGCAAGGCUUUCGAUUACUCCUACCAGGAGAUGGGCCCGAUGCGGUUCCCCUGGACCUACAAUGAUCCAGCAACCAACAGCACGCUCGAAAUCACCGACUCUCAGAUCGUCUUCCAGGUCGCCGAGGAGAUUAACAAGCUGAACAAGAACAGCAAGAACCUCACCGUCAGCUUCCAGCCUUGGUACCAGAGCUCGCCAAACGGACUGGUCUACAGGAACGGUUUCAAGCUCCCAUCCGGUCUGCCACCAACUUCUGCCCAGAUUGCGGCCGAUCCUUCCUUGGGGACCCCUUCUAUGCCCCGGGACAACUCGACCAUCGCUUUGGCUGCGGCCCUGAGCGAGUACAUGCCUCCCAGCAGUGUGUAUGCGGAUGUGGCCAACAACAUGUUCAAAGCUCACAAGGACUGGAUCGAGAACGGUCUCAAGGGUCUUGGUGGUGAUACGUGGUCCGAGUUUGCUUUCCUGACACACCAUCUUGGGGGUAGCCUCAACGACACAGAUGUUAUUGGCGGAAGCGAUCACAGCUACUGGUCCAGCAUCUACAGCGGCGCUUAUUUCCGAGCCGCCUCCUGGAAGACCAUCGAUGGCGGCCUCAACCGUCUCCCCUUGGCUUUUCACCCGUUGGUCAACAAGGAUACCAUCAUGAACCGUGCCGUCGAGCGUGUUGCCUUCUCCACCGACUCCAAGACGGGUUCCAAGAAGGUCCAGCUCUCCUACCGAGACAGCAACCCCCGCAGUGGGAAGAAGUCCAAGCUCUCCUCUGCCGGCUACGAUUACGCCAUUAUCUCUGCUCCCUUCUCCGUCGUCCGCUCCUGGAGAAUGCCCACCCUCCCUGCCACCAUCUCCAACGCCAUCCGCAAGCUCGAGUACGCCAACGCCUGCAAGGUCGCCCUCGAGUACAAGACGCGCUUCUGGGAGAAGUACGCCAACCCCAUCCUCGGCAGUUGCAGCACCUCCACCGACAUCCCCGGUAUCGGCUCCAUCUGUUACCCAUCCUACAACAUCAACGGCACCGGGCCCGCUUCCAUUCUGGCGAGUUAUGACACUGGCGCGCUGCUUGAGUCGCUGUCAGAAGAAGAGCACGUCCAGUAUGUGUUGGACGCCAUGACCGAGAUCCACGGCGAGGAGACGAGGAAGCUGUACACUGGUCGGUACAACAGGCGGUGCUGGGCUCAAGACGAGCUCACCAGGGGUGGCUGGGCGAACCCAAGUAUUGGACAGCAUCAGCUGUAUAUUCCCGAGUACUUCAAGACUUAUGAUGGGUUAAUCUUUGUCGGCGAGCACACCAGCUACACGCAUGCUUGGAUUGCCUCUGCUUUGGAAAGCGGUAUCAGAGGUGGUGUUCAGCUUCUUUUGGAACUUGGGCUGGUUGAUGAGGCCAAGGAGGCUGUUGACAAAUGGAUGGCGAGAUGGAUCGAUAUCUGAGUCAAUGAGCCAAAGUUCGCACAGAUGCCAUGACAUGAAAUAAUGCCUAAUGAAUACGUAUAUAGAAUAACAGCACCUUAAUAAUAGCCGGUUUCGGUGAGAAAAAUGAGACAUUUUGGCCAUGUAGAGUUCUCUGCCGUGCUAUA
Podospora pseudocomata is the source of this 2955-nucleotide messenger RNA. RefSeq lists its product as uncharacterized. Gene Ontology annotation, biological process: amino acid catabolic process. Bases 752 to 2809 code for a protein of 685 amino acids. The record is from RefSeq and is a predicted model, not a curated record. Lineage: Eukaryota; Fungi; Ascomycota; Sordariomycetes; Sordariales; Podosporaceae. Gene Ontology annotation, molecular function: L-amino-acid oxidase activity. The transcript is spliced from 4 exons.